CAGUAGGAGGUUUCUCCCAAGUAAAGUGAAGAUUAGGGAGGUUUAUUGAACUGUAAGCAGACGAGCCAAGAGUAAAAACAAAUAUGACUUGUGCUGCUUCCUGUUUAUUGUGUACUGAUUUUGUUUUACUCACAUAUUCAUGCUUAUUUUAGGAAUCCCCAAAACAAAAUGUAUUAUAAAAUGCAUGCCCUGUUUUUAAAUUAAGCUGAAUUCAAAGCCUGGACUGUAAAUAUAUUAUUUUCUGCUCUCAGUUUUGUAACUUUAAACAGGUUUUUAUCACAAAAUAACUACAGUAACUGCCCACAAACCGACUGUUUCAGCCUAAUUGCCACUUAUUUAAUGAAGGAUAGGCGGGGGAUACCUCAGUCAACGUCAGUCUUAUCAAUCACCAACAGACUACCACCAUCACACACACACAAACACACACAUGUAGGGAUGCAGAUACAGAUAGACGGUGUUCAUUUCCCAACAAUGUAUCAGGGAAAUUGGCAGGCCUGUUUGUGCUGCUUCACCAGGUGGGGUCCUGCUUUCACAGCAGGCCUCCGUCACCACUGCGUCAGCGCUGAUGAGCUCAGCGUUUGUCUGAGAGGGGAGGGAGUGAGAGCUGGAGACCAGAAGAUGGGAGAGAGACCUAAAAAACAAGCAGAGGGAUGCGGAGAGAGACAAAGACGGGAGUGAGAGGGGUGUUGCCGCCUCUGAGACACACUCACGCAACAAAGAGUAACAGCAGCAGCAGCAUCAGCAGCAGAGCAUCCUUCCAGUCUUUCUCUGGGGACAACAGACCUUUUCCUUGACUAACGUACUUUUAUUCUAAAACAAGAUUCUGUGGAGAUACUCAGCAUUUCGCUAUAAGGAGACUAACGUCGACUUGAAAAGGGAAGCAGACCAAAGCUUUCAGCACCUUGGAAAGCGAUCAUGGCUCCGAUGUUGGAGGACGGAGCUCAGCCUGCAGUGCCAGUAGGUGUUGCUGUGGUGAGUGUUUUUGGCCUUGUCUUCACUGCGUCAGCUUUCGCCUGGAUCUGUUGCCAGCGCAAAAACACCAAGUCCCAGAAGACUCCUCCUUACAAGUUUGUACACAUGCUUAAAGGGGUUGACAUCUACCCAGAAAGCCUGAGCGGCAAGAAGAAGUUCGCAGCACCCGCCACCCCAACAACCGCCGACAGCGGUAAAACCGACGUCAAUGGAAACUGCCAAACUACGCCAAUGAGUCCUUCUAAUGCCGAUAAACUGGCAUCGAGCCCAAAUGGCUCCAGACCGGCCAUGCAUCUUGAUCUUGAGAAGCGCGAUCUGAACGGCAACUUUACCACCAAACCUUUCCAUCACCACCACCAGAAGGUGAGGAGCUCUCCAGACUUGGAGCUGCCCUCUCCCCAUGCGGGGUUCACUCAGCCCGGUGUGACGGACCGCCACGAUCUGCCGUCGCCAUCCAGCACUCUGUCCAGCCAAGCACCCACCCCGGCUGUGGACAGGCCCCAGGCAGAGGAGAAGGAAGGUGGUCUGGGGACCCUUCACUUCUCUCUUGAGUACCAGGCAGAGAGGAAGGCAUUCAUUGUUCACAUCAAGGAAGCCCAUGGUCUGACCCCAACCGAUGAGCAGUCACUUACCUCAGACCCCUACAUCAAGCUGACCCUGCUACCAGAGAAAAAGCACAGAGUGAAGACCCGAGUCCUCCGGAAGACUCUAGAUCCUGCCUUCGACGAGACCUUCAGCUUCUACGGGAUCCCACUAGCUCAGGUGUCUGAGUUGGCCCUUCACUUUAUGGUGCUGAGCUUCGAUCGGUUCUCUCGUGACGAGGUCAUCGGAGAGACCCUGGUACCAUUGUCUGGGAUCGACUUGUCGGAGGGACGUGUCCUGAUGAGCCGAGAGAUCAUCAAGAGGAAUGUUAAAAAGUCCACGGGUCGUGGAGAGUUGCUGCUGUCCCUGUGCUACCAGUCCACCACCAACACUCUGACUGUGGUUGUCCUCAAAGCUCGCCACCUGCCCAAGACUGAAAACAAUGGACCCACAGAUCCGUACGUCAAGGUGAACAUGUAUCACGGAAAGAAGCGCGUCUGCAAGAAGAAGACCCACGUGAAGAAGAGCUCCCCCAACCCAGUCUUCAACGAGCUCUUUGUCUUUGAUUUGCCCUCCGAAGAGGGUUUGAGGGACACCAGCGUGGAGCUGCUGCUGCUGGACUCGGACAAUGGUAACUCACGCAGCCCGAGCGCCACCGUGGGGCGCCUGCUGCUGGGCACGUCCGCCGCGGGAACCGCCGGCGAGCACUGGAGGGAGAUCUGCGACCACCCGCGUCGCCAGAUCGCCAAGUGGCACGUCAUGGCGGAGGAUUAGAAAAGCUGGGCGUGCGUGGGUUCUGUCGUCCCUGUCUGACCUGGCUCAACCUCGAAAGGCCUGAAAUGAGGAUGGGCGGGACGAGAUGUCCUGCUGGCCAACACACAUUGGACUCUAAGUGGGGUGGGUUCAGGGGGUGGUUUAAACGGGACUUUUUUAAAGGCGAGGAUAACUUCAUGUGAUGUCAUAACAAAUCUGUCAUUAGUUCAUAUAUAUUUGAAGUUGUUGGGGUUCAGGUGGAGCAGGUUGAAGGCGACCCCGUAGCUUUAAAUGAUCCCAAAGAUCGCCACUAAGAAUCACUUGGGUAACAUCAAGCAUCAUCACCACAGCAGCAGCCAACUCGUCACUGUAAAUGUGUGCAGUGCAGAAUGUCUUAAAUGUUGCUCUUACUUUUCCUUUCUUCUUCUUCUCCUUCUUCUUCUGCAGCUCUUCCUCUUAUAGUAACUUAUCAUCAUAUACAAACAAACAAAAUCUACUGCAUCUGACGACACUGUAAAAAAUGUGGAAUAUUUAAAGUUUAUUUUAUAAAGACAAUGUUUUCUUUUUAAAUAUGUAAAAUGUUUGUAUUUAUGUUAUUUUGAUUUGAAUUAUACUGGUUGGUUUGUUAAA
Austrofundulus limnaeus is the source of this 2937-nucleotide messenger RNA. It is a transcript of the gene syt4, whose product is annotated as synaptotagmin IV. NCBI's taxonomy places the organism in Eukaryota, Metazoa, Chordata, Actinopteri, Cyprinodontiformes, Rivulidae. The transcript has 5 exons. The record is from RefSeq and is a predicted model, not a curated record. Gene Ontology annotation, biological process: calcium ion-regulated exocytosis of neurotransmitter; vesicle fusion. Gene Ontology annotation, cellular component: exocytic vesicle; axon; synapse. Gene Ontology annotation, molecular function: phosphatidylserine binding; clathrin binding; calcium ion binding. The coding region runs from base 916 to 2328 and encodes 470 amino acids.